Jaculus jaculus (lesser Egyptian jerboa) is the source of this 2791-nucleotide messenger RNA. RefSeq names its product lipase maturation factor 2 (gene Lmf2). The record is from RefSeq and is a predicted model, not a curated record. Bases 149 to 2344 code for a protein of 731 amino acids. Gene Ontology annotation, cellular component: endoplasmic reticulum membrane. Lineage: Eukaryota; Metazoa; Chordata; Mammalia; Rodentia; Dipodidae. Gene Ontology annotation, biological process: protein maturation. The transcript has 14 exons.
GCGGCCCGCACUUCCGAGCGAGGUCCCAGGCUGUUCGCAGACAGCCCGCAGGAAAAACCGCGGAACUGGACCGGGCGAGGCUAUCCGGGGCGGAGCCUACAGCUAGGGGUGGACGGGGCUAAAGUCAUGGGCGGGACUACCUAUCCGAAUGCGGCGCCCCGCGGAGUGGGCAGGAGGCGGAGCCAGAAGACCAGCGCGCUCAGUUCUAGUAGGUAGCAUAGCGGACAUGGCGGGCUCCCGGGUGCCGCGGCAGCUUUUCCUCCAGGGUGUGGCUGCCGUCUUCAUGUUCGCCUUUGCUUCCCUCUACACACAGAUCCCAGGUCUCUAUGGCCCAGAAGGCAUUCUACCUGCAAGGAAGACAUUGCGGCCCCAAGGCAAGGGGCGCUGGCAGCAAUUGUGGGAGACACCAACGUUGCUGUGGGAGGCACCAAGACUGGGGUUGGACACUGCCCAGGGUCUGGAGCUACUGACCCUUCUGGGUACCGUGCUAGCCCUGGGGACUCUCCUCCUGAAUUCUCUGCGUCACUCUCUCAUCUAUUUUCUGCUCUGGGCUGCCUAUCUAUCUGCCUACCAGGUGGGCCAGGUAUUCCUUUAUUUCCAGUGGGAUUCCCUGCUGCUGGAGACAGGUUUCCUGGCCGUGCUGGUAGCCCCACUGAGGCAGCCUCCCAACCGCAAGCAGGCCUCCCAGGGUGGGCUGGCAGAGGCCUCACCCCAUGAAGGCCUUCCUUUCUGGCUUGUGCGCUGGUUGCUGUUUCGCCUCAUGUUCGCCUCUGGUGUGGUCAAGCUGACCAGCCGCUGCCCCACAUGGUGGGGGCUCACUGCCCUCACCUAUCACUACGAGACACAGUGCCUGCCCACACCAGCUGCCUGGUUUGCCCACCACCUACCAGUCUGGCUGCACAGGCUCAGCGUGGUGGCCACCUUCCUCAUUGAGAUCGCAGUUCCCCCUCUGUUUUUUGUCCCUGUUCGCCACCUGCGAUUGGCUGCCUUCUAUGCUCAGGCACUAUUGCAAGUCCUGAUUAUUGUCACUGGCAACUAUAACUUCUUCAACCUGUUAACACUGGUGCUCACCACUUCCCUCCUGGAUGAUGAUCACUUGUCUGCUGAGCCUGGCCUCAACCAUCACAAGAAAAUAACCACCUCCUGGCCCAAGGCCUUGCUUACCAUACUGUCCCUGCUACUGAAACUGGCCACCUGUGGACUGCUAGCAUAUGGCACUGUGUACUACUUUGACCUGGAGGUUGACUGGCAGCAGUACACCAUCCGCUCCAGAACCACCUUCACCUUCCACCAAUUCUCCCAGUGGCUAAAGAUGGUGACACUGCCCACUGUGUGGCUGGGGGUGGCCUCGUUGGCCUGGGAGCUUCUGAAAGCCCUCUGGAGGUGGACCCAGUUGCGAGGGUGGCUGCGGAAGUUCUAUGCUGCAGUUCAGCUCUCUAUCUCAGGCACUGCCGUAGUGACCUUGUUCUUGAUCAGCCUGGUUCCGUACUCUUAUGUGGAGCCUGGGACCCAUGGGCGUCUCUGGACCCCAGCUCAUCGCCUGUUUGGUGCUGUAGAGCACUUGCAGCUCGCCAACUCAUAUGGCCUCUUCCGCCGAAUGACUGGUGUUGGUGGGCGGCCUGAAGUGGUGCUGGAGGGCAGCUAUGAUGGACACCACUGGACAGAAAUUGAGUUUAUGUACAAGCCUGGUAAUGUGAGCCGACCACCUCCUGUCCUGGUGCCCCACCAGCCACGCCUUGAUUGGCAGAUGUGGUUUGCAGCCCUUGGCCCACACACACAUAGCCCCUGGUUCACCAACCUGGUACUCUGCCUACUGCAGGGCAAGGAGCCAGUGAUCCACCUGAUCCAGAACAAUGUCACCAUGUACCCCUUUCACAAGCAGCCGCCCACCUAUAUCCGAGCCCAGCGCUAUAAGUACUGGUUCUCACCGCCUGGGAAGCAGGGCCAGUGGUGGCGCCGUCAGUGGGUGGAGGAAUUCUUUCCACCUGUGUCCCUGGGGGACCCAACACUGGAGAUGCUGCUCAGGCAGUUUGGGCUUCAGGACAAGAGCCCACCCAGGGCCCGCAGCCCCAACAAUUCCCUGUCUCAGGCCCUCAACUGGAUACGGAUGCAACUGUCUCCCCUGGAACCUCCCACCCUGCUCUGGGGACUCCUGGGAGCCGUGGCAGCUGUCAGAGUUAUGCAGGCAAUGUUGGCCCCCUGGUCACUCCAAUCUUCACCCCUGGCCAGAAGAGAAAAACAUAAGCCAGCCCCCAAGAAGGACUCUGGAGCUGCCUCUGACCAGGCUGCCCCAGGCCCCAACAGCAGUACCAGCAGCUCCCGGAUCACCAGGCGGAAAAAAUAGCUGUAUCUGCUGUCAGCCACAUGUCUCACAUCUUUACAGGGUCAGGUCCCUAGAACUCCAACCUACACCUAGAUAUAGUCCAUCCACUGUGCCUUAGUCAAUCCUGCCAGGACAGAUGCAGGUUGGGAUACUUCUCACUGAGGAAUACUACCAAUCACAUCCUUCUUCUCUAGUCACACCUACACACACCCAGAGCCUUGGCAACCAGCCCAGAAGUAGUCAUGUGGCCCAGCUCAGGACCUUUCUGGAACAUUGUAACCAGGAUAUGGGAAGCUUCCUUCACCCCUGGCUAUAAGGGUCUGAGUCUAGAGCCCCAUCCCCAAUCUGGAGAUGAGGUAGAUUUGCUGAAAAGACGACCAGGGGAGGUGGGCACCUGUAAUGGUGGCUGUACACAUGCUGACCUGUAUUUCAGACUGCACCAAUAAAGGCAUCCUUUGCAUGUCCCUA